CAAAGGCUAGUCGGGAUGAUUACAGCCUAUCUAAAGUAUAUAAUACUUAUUAGAGUAAAGAAUUAUGAUGAAAAGUAUGUGUGUUCCACACUUAAUUAGUUCUUAAUUCUUUCCUUUCACAAUAAAACUCUUCACGAACUCCUCUUCUCACACAACUCCCAAAAGCUGCAAUCUCAGAAACAAAGAUGCAGAGAAAGCAAACUCUUAAAUGGCCGAUUUCUGACGUAGCUACCGACCUCACGAUCGAAGUCGGCGCAUCGAGUUAUGCACUUCACAAGUUUCCUCUGGUUUCGUGGAGCGGAAGGAUCCGGAAGCUUUUGCUCGAGGCCAAAGACUCGAAGCCGACGCGCGUGAACCUCGAGGGCAUGCCGGGCGGAUCGGAGGCGUUCGAGCUCGCCGCCAAGUUCUGCUACGGCGCGCACGUAGAGCUCGAUCUGUCCAACGUCGCCAUGUUGCAUUGCGCGGCUCACUAUCUGGAGAUGACUGAAGAAUUUUCAGAUAAGAAUUUGGUUCUCCGAACCGAGGUUUUCCUCAAGGAAUCGGUCGGUCCUUCGAUCGCGAACUCGAUCACCGUGCUCCGCCACUGCGAGAAGCUCCUUCCGGCGGCCGAGGAGGUCGAUCUCAUCGACAGGAUCAUAGCGAAGAUAGUGAACAAUGCCUGCAAAGAGCAAGUCGCCGCCGGCCUUUUGGAUCUCGAGCAGAGCUCGGCUCUAGAUCCGACGAACUGGUGGGGAAAGGCUUUGGCGGCGCUGAGCUCGGAUCUCUUCCAGAGAGUCAUCAAGGCGAUGAAAGCUAAGGGUUUGAGGAAGGAGACGAUCACUAGGAUCUUGAUGAACUACGCACAGAGCUCGGUCCAAGGCGGCCUGUCGUCGGAGGAACAGACUCUCGCGAAUCAGAAGAUCGUCGUCGAGACGAUCGCCGGUUUGCUUCCGACGCAGAGGAGGAAGUGCGACGCGCCGAUCGCGUUCCUUUCGGGGCUUCUGAAAACCGCGACGAUGGUUUCGGCAUCGGCGAUCUGCAGAGCGAACUUGGAGAGGAGAAUCGGCCUCCGAUUGGACCGAGCCAUUCUCGCGGACAUUCUGAUUCCGGCGAACUGCCGCCACAAGGGGGCACACUCGAUCUACGACACUGAUUCGGCGCUGAGGAUCUUCUCCAUCUUCCUGAAUUCGAACGACGAGGAGGAGGAGGAAGAGCACCGGUCGAGAGAAGACAUCGACGGUGGUUACUACGAACAGAGCUCUCUGCUCAAAGUGUCCAAUCUUCUGGAUAGCUAUCUCGCAGAAAUCGCAUUGGACUCCAACUCGACGCCGGCGAAGUUCAUCGCUCUCGCCGAACUGCUCCCCGAUCACGCGCGAGCAGCGAAUGAUGGUCUCUACAGAGCUAUCGAUAUCUUCCUCAAGGUUCAUCCGAACAUCAAAGACUCGGAGCGGUAUCUACUGUGCAAGUCGGUGAAUUGCCAGCGGCUGUCUCAAGAGGCAUGCAGCCAUGCGGCUCAGAACGAGAGGCUGCCCGUUCAGAUGGCGGUGCAGGUUCUGUACUUCGAGCAAAUUCGGCUUCGAAAUGCGAUCGACGGAGGCCACGAUCGGUUCUUCUUCGUGUCUCAGAGGUCGGGGAGCGGAGCGGGCAGCGCUGCCGUUUCUCCGAGGGACUGCUAUGCGUCGGUGAGGAGAGAGAACAGGGAGCUGAAGCUCGAGGUGGCGAGGAUGAGGAUGAGGCUCACUGAUUUGGAGAAGGACCAUGUUUCCAUGAAGAAGGAGCUCGUUCGAGCAAAUCCGACCAACAAGUUGAUGAGAUCGCUAGCUAAGAAACUGAGCAAGAUGAGUGCCUUCUUUAGGAUGAGGGAACUGAAGCCGUUUGGCGCGAAGAGGGCUGCUGCAUCCGAUGCUCGUCUACUGUUUCAGAGGAGGAGCCACUCCAUUUCAUGAACGACUUCUUUCUUAUCUGGAUUCUGUUCCAUUUGUAUUGUAUUUGGUAUUUUCUUUGAUUUUUUUUUUUUACUUUUACUAUUUGCUUUCGAUCUUCCAGUGUGUUCAGUUUCAUACACUUUGAGAUUUA
This is a messenger RNA of Zingiber officinale, 2055 nucleotides long. RefSeq names its product BTB/POZ domain-containing protein At1g03010-like. The transcript has 4 exons. Bases 186 to 1925 code for a protein of 579 amino acids. The record is from RefSeq and is a predicted model, not a curated record. Lineage: Eukaryota; Viridiplantae; Streptophyta; Magnoliopsida; Zingiberales; Zingiberaceae. Gene Ontology annotation, molecular function: protein binding.